This is a messenger RNA of Dermacentor albipictus, 825 nucleotides long. RefSeq lists its product as uncharacterized. The record is from RefSeq and is a predicted model, not a curated record. NCBI's taxonomy places the organism in Eukaryota, Metazoa, Arthropoda, Arachnida, Ixodida, Ixodidae.
UUUGCGCUAUUGCACAGUUUUCGCAAACGGUACGACCGCAGCCUCCGGACCGGUCAGGUAGACAUCAAUAUGAGAUUCUUCUCAGCCGUCUUCCAGCUUCUCGCGAUUGCUGGCUUAUCUCUCUCUUUCGCCAAUGUAAACGCUGCCAACACAACAAGUGAAGAUUCCUGCCAAGAUAUUCAACUACCCAACGUGGAGAGUCUGAAUGCUUGCCUUGGUCAGACCAGUACAUCCUGUGAUACGUCACAGGACCUUAUUGAUGAUGUUGGGCCACUAGUUAAGUGCGUGUACGGGACCUUGGCGGACAAUAGCAACAACCCUGGGGAUGCACUGAUUGCAUAUGCUGACAUCAUCUACAAGCUCAUGAAUGCGUCGGAAGACUUCCUCGCAAGAAUGUAUGCCACGAACUUCAUGAGCAUGGUUGGCCUGCUGAAGGGGGGAACCAUAAAUCUGUCCGGUUCCGGCGUCAGUAAAAAUGUAUCUCUACCAACCGCAGUCAUUGGUCAGUGUCACUCGGACUUUGGAACCGGCUGUGAGAGCUCAACCACAAGCCUUGCUUCUACACUUGUGUCUCUCGUAAAGUGCCUUGUGGACAACGCUAUUCCCGGUUCUUCGGGAGACAAGACCAUGGCCCUCGCCUGUGAUCUUUUUGCCCGUACCGACAUGGGUGCCUUAGCCCAGGCUAUGCCACUACUCUGGAGUGCUGUGCUCAGCAUUAAGCCACUCUUGUGUAAAUAAUUCAACACGGUGAAACCAAGGUCUCGCGCCCCAACGGUCCGUAAAAAUUGCAACAGUUAUAUUAAUAAAUUGAUGUUUUAGAAAGUG